AUGUUCCUCAUUGUUGGUGACGAUCGACACCGGCUCAAGGAAGGCAUUACACUUAUUGGAUCGGAAGAAAACGAUCGGUACAGUGUUAUCCAUGUACAAGAUGGGGUUCAAUGGUGUACAAUCCAUUGAAAAUGGAGCCAACACCGCAGCAAUUUUAAAUCAAUAAGAGCUUUCUUAGUUGUCAUCAAUAACAGCAUAAUCAAUGCUCAAAAUAAAAGAUAAGGAUGAUUUGGAUGCUUCUGCUGGAUUUCUAUUAAAUCUCGACAAAUAUUUGAAAAGAUUCCAAGUGCAAAUGACAGUUUCUCUUUGUUUAUUUUCUCUUUAAAUCAUAAUGUUUAACAGCAGAUCGAAAGUUGAUAGUUUCAGUCGUUAUUUUAUACAAAGUGUAAGAUAGAAGGAUUGCCUAUAGGACCGUAAUAAUCGAAAGAAAGAGUAAAGAAAGAGGAACUGUCAUUUGCACUUAGGACCUUUUCCAGCGUUUUUCUUCCAAUUUCAGAAUAAGUAUGCAUAAUGGUAAAAGUAACAUCAGUCGGUAUGUCCUAAACAUGCAGCCAUACGGUGUUCUCCAACGACACGCGACGCACACGUGAUGGAUCUGUGCUCACAUGCAGGCAUACUGUUAACAGAUGAUCGUGUUCGAGGCAAACGAAUACCACCCUUGGAAUGGCAUAAACUUUACGGUAUCAAAGCCAAAAUUUCCUUUGGUGCUGUCGUAUGCCAGCUGGAGAUAUGCAAUGGAGAUCGAAAGUCCAAUGUCAGCUCAGUUUCCUUUUUCGACGGGUCUAUCGAUUCAAUCGAUUGCAGUCUAGAGGAAGCUCCCAAAGCACGAUCGCGACAUGCUACAAGCAAACAAAUUAGCAGUAUCAGUACAGUUGGUACAAGUGGAACCAGUGCCAUACAGGAACAUAGCAUAUCGACAUCAGCCAAAAUCUUAUCCAUCACCCAGAACAGCUUUACUGUUCCUUCGACGCAACAGAUUGCCGAUCAAACCAGUGUCACGUGUAAACCUCAGCCAACUCGAGAAGAUGGAAACAGUUUAAGGCCGUCUAGUGCAGACGAAGACGACGAUCUGUUCGACAUACCGGAAACGCAAGAAGUGAUUGACCAACCGAAUAUGUCGGAAAUCAUCGACCCAAUCAGUAAUACUAUCGGCCAGGGGGAAAAGGAGGGCGAUUUUUUCCAAUUCGAUACAGAGGAAGAUAACCAUACUGGUGAUGGCAUGUUCAACAAUCCGUACGUUGAACAGUCUCAAAGUGUACUGGAACAUUUGGGCGAGUCGAAUAAAGUAAACACAAGUGGACAUCGUAAAUCUAUUCAACCAGAUCGCUCCGUCGAUUCAAUAUCGUUCCGUGGAAAAACGGGUCCGGAGGAUACCGAUGAUGAUCUGAGUAAAAUCGAAUGGAACGACUCGAAAGCUACCAGUUCCGAUAAAGUUGGUGAAGCAGAUCUGCGGAAAGGAUCCGUCACUCCUGAUUUAGUGUUCGACAAACCGGAAUCGGUUCACGCAGAAUCUGUAACACCUGAUCUUGAAUUUGAUCGAAUAACUCCUCAACAGUCUGAUCCAACCACAACUAGCAAGCUUUCGCUUCGAAAGCACUCAGUGGAAAGCCUUCAGGAACCUGUUUCGGACAUGAACAAUGAACGUGUCGAAUCUGUUACACCCGAUCUUAAUUUUGAUGAGAAUGUCCCAGAAGAAAUCGCUUGUGCUGAUCCUUAUCUAGCCGAAACACAGUGCUUAGAUGCUGAGCUUGAUCCGAAUGAACAUGCAUCAACCAGUGUCUACGAUCUAACUACACAGAUAGAUCCUUUAAUAAGUGGUGCAGAUUCACCUGCAUUUAAAGUUCCUUCCGCUUACGAUGCGCUCACUCAGAAAAUUCCGGAUAAAGAACUCAAAUCUGCUUGUUCUUUACGCAAACUGGCCAUUCAAAUGUCUGACUUGAGACAUACGAAAAACGACAUUUCUAUUCGAACCAAUAAAGAAAUUGAGCUAGAUCCGUUCAUGGUCGCUACUCAGCCUCUAUCCGUAGAUGACCUACAGAAUGCAUACGAUCUUCAAACACAACCGCUAUCGAAACAUUCAGAAAUCGGACCUGUAGUCGAUGAAGAUAUCGAGAAUGACACGGUUCCACUGGAAUUACUGGGCACAUCACCAUUACGUCACGAAGAUAUUUACAAUUUGCAAACGCAACCGCUGACUGCCAAAUGUUCCUACGGCAGUUUGCCCGACGAGGAUCCGGAAAUGAGUAAACUUUUCCGACCACCUGCCAACAGUACCUGUCGACAAUCUAUGCUAGUGAAGCAAAUUGAAGCACAGGAACAAGAAGAAGAGAUUGUGAAGACUGAUCUGCUGAAUAUUUCUCCAUCUUCCAACAAGGAAAAUCAGGAUGAAAUAAGCCAGCAGCGUACAAUUAAGGCGAAUGAAGCCAGAAGAAAAAUGUCAGUCUCAACACGAAGCAAUGAAGAAACCGUUGAUCUUAGUCCAUCGGAUGAAGAGUACUGUUUGGCAGAAACUAUGCCCAUUGCAGAUUCUGGUAAAACGAGUACGGAAACGAAUCCUCCUAUCAAGAAGCAGUCGCACAACAAAAGUAAAACCACCUCCGAGAAGUCCGAAUCUGCCUUCAAAGUACCUGAUAACCGUAGUAUAACUUCCAGUACUAAAAGUUCCAAUACCAGUGCACCAGAAACUCCUCGAACACAGGAGGGCUCUGGUUCUGAGGCGUUCGAUUUCAAUACUCCGGAACAUCCGUUCUUGAAUGUGGUAAAAAAGGAGAAAAUUCUGGCCGUCUCGGAUAUGUUAAAAAACCGUACAACGGAAAGAGUCGAUAAUGUAGCGCGCAGGUACAAGUACAUUUUUGGCGAUAGUUCAGACGAAGAUCAUGAACCAAAUGAACCGGUGUUCAAGAAAAAAGACAGCAAGGUACAAGUAAUGAAAUACGAUAAAACGGAACAAGACAAAACAAAUGAUAUCAAGAAAAAGACCGUACCGGAAAGACGCUCGAAGCGAGACAAAAAGAAAACCAAUCGAUAUUCGGAUGAUGAACAGGAGGACAGUAAAAGUGUUGCUUCGUCAAAAUCUAAGUCAAGCAGUGGAGGAAGCACUCGCAGUACCGCCACUACUAGUAGUAGUAGUACUUCGAGGUCGAAAGUAGACGUAUCAGUCGACUACAAGCCAACAACCAAAGACGAACAGUCAAGUAAAACCAGAAAAAGAAAAGUGGCUACUGAACAUUGCACAAGUGAUACCGCACCAUCGGAUACCACGGCUCCUAAAGCAAGUAAAUCAAAAAAGAACAAUGUUGAGCCAAAUGAACCAAAGGCCGGUCCCUCAACAUCAGCAGAACAGCCAACCGUAACGAAACGCUCGGGUCGACUUCGCCGAGCUGUAACAGAAGAAAUCAAAGAGCACAAAUCAUCCAAAGCAGCUAAUCAAGCUGUGCCUACCGUAGAAAUGAGUAAAAGCACGAAACCCGAACGUUCUGGGCGCGGACCAUCCAAACAAACGGCAACGACAGCCCACGGUAAGCUUCCUACUGAUGCAGAUAACGAUCAAUCGACAUCGAGCGCAUCGGAAGCAAUGAACACCAGUGCCUCCGGUUCCGAGUCAUCCGGAACUCGCAAGUCAUCUCGGUCCAUCAAGCCGCGACUUAUGUUCACCAAGAUGAGUCCAGAACCGUACAAGCGGAUGGUAACACGAGCAGGGGGUCUAAUAGUGGACAUGCCAGAGUUGGCAUCCAUUCUCGUAUCGGAUCGAGUUUACCGGACGUACAAAUUUCUUUGUGCCAUUGCCAAGGGCAUUCCGAUCGUCGGACAGAAGUAUCUAGAACAGGUAGAGAUAAGUGGUGAUUUCGUUGAUCCGUGGAAUUACAUACUGGAAGACCGUGAGAUGGAGCGACGGUUCAAAUUUAAUUUGAAGAAAUCCUUAACGAUGGCUCUGACCGGGAGAAUUUUCCAAGAUUACUCAGUGAUUGUUACGACCAGUACUAAGCCACCCCCGGAAGAAAUACAGUUGAUCGUGGCCAGUGCAGGUGGACGAGUUAUAAAAUUUCCCACUCAGCAGCCGAAAUAUGCAGACAACAUGUUCGUCGUUUCGGACCAAAAAGAUAAGGAUACGUGGCCUAAGCUGCGAGAACGAUUUCCAGAGAUCGAAAUCAUAAGCACCGAGGGUUUUAUGCUGUCAAUUAUGCAACAUUACAAAAACUUCCGCAGCUAUCGACUAGUAUGACAUUUUUAUGAGUAGCCUCAAGGAAAGCGCUUCAUUACAUUGUCCAAGUAUGACCAUCACAAAACUAGAUAAUGGUUGUAGGAUUGGAGUACGCUACGAUCCGUGUUCACCGUCGCAGUGUAGGUUUACGCUUUUUUUUGUUUGGCGUAUGCUACCUUUGUUCGAAAUGUAAUCAGUUUGGCAGUUUUAGUUGAUAACGAUUGAAAUAAAAUAACUUUUAUUUAAAA
Molecule: messenger RNA, 4449 nt
Organism: Malaya genurostris
Lineage: Eukaryota; Metazoa; Arthropoda; Insecta; Diptera; Culicidae
Exons: 8
Coding region: 590-4222 (1210 amino acids)
Cellular component (GO): MLL3/4 complex
Source: RefSeq, a predicted model, not a curated record